Molecule: messenger RNA, 1185 nt
Organism: Elephantulus edwardii (Cape elephant shrew)
Lineage: Eukaryota; Metazoa; Chordata; Mammalia; Macroscelidea; Macroscelididae
Gene: ZNG1A
Product: COBW domain containing 1
Exons: 15
Coding region: 1-1185 (394 amino acids)
Cellular component (GO): cytoplasm
Source: RefSeq, a predicted model, not a curated record
AUGUCACAGUCUGACAGCGUAGAGGGUGAGGAAGAGGAGCAGGCGGAAGAGGACUGUCCUGAAUUGGUUCCCAUUGAGACGAAGCGCAGAGACGAGGAGGAAAACCCCGUCCCCGGCGCCAAGAUCCCAGUCACAAUUAUCACCGGCUACUUAGGUGCUGGGAAGACAACCCUUCUUAACUACAUUCUGACGGAACAGCACAGUAAACGAGUCGCUGUUAUUUUGAAUGAAUUUGGGGAAGGCAGUGCUGUGGAGAAGUCUUUAGCUGUCAGCCAAGGUGGAGAACUCUACGAAGAGUGGCUGGAGCUUCGAAACGGCUGCCUGUGCUGCUCAGUCAAGGAUAAUGGCCUUAGAGCUAUUGAGAAUUUGAUGCAGAAGAAGGGGAAAUUUGAUUACAUACUGCUCGAAACCACUGGAUUAGCAGAUCCAGGGGCUGUGGCGUCUAUGUUUUGGGUGGAUGCUGAGUUAGGGAGUGAUAUUUAUCUUGACGGCAUCGUGACUGUUGUGGAUUCGAAAUACGGAUUAAAACAUCUCACAGAAGAAAAAUCAGACGGCCUCAUCAAUGAAGCUGCCAGGCAGGUGGCCCUGGCGGAUCUCAUCAUCAUCAAUAAGACGGAUCUGGUUCCUGAGGACGGUCUAAAGCAGCUAAGGACGACCGUUAGGUCAAUAAAUGGACUAGGGAAAAUCUUAGAAACACAAAGAUCAAGGGUCGAUCUCUCUGAUGUGUUAGACCUCCAUGCCUUUGACAGUCUCUCGGGAAUCAGUUUGCAGAAAAAACUUCAGCAUGUGUCACCAACGCAGCCUCACCUGGAUCAGACUAUCGCUACAGUCACAUUCGAGGUGCCGGGAGAUGCGAAGGAGGAGAGUCUGAACGUCUUCAUUCAGAAUCUGCUGUGGGAGAAGUCUGUGAGGAGCCCGGACGGCCACUGCAUGGAGGUCAUCCGAAUGAAGGGGCUGGUGUCCAUCAAGGGCAAAGCACAGCAGGUGAUUGUCCAGGGCGUGCACGAGCUCUACGAACUGGAGGAGACGCCAGUGCUCUGGGCGGACGGCCCCGAGAGGACCAACAGGCUGGUGCUCAUCGGCAAGAACUUGGACAAGGAUAUCCUUAAACAGCUGUUCACAGCCACGGUGAUGGACACGGAGAAGCCGCAGACUCCAGCACCAGGCAGGGGAGGCCUGGUUUGA